Messenger RNA from Yamadazyma jaroonii, 993 nucleotides. Lineage: Eukaryota; Fungi; Ascomycota; Pichiomycetes; Serinales; Debaryomycetaceae. The record is from the annotation of a GenBank genome assembly.
AUGUUAAGAUUCUCAAGAUCAUUUUCAAAAUCAGCUAUUAAUAAUUAUAAAGUUACCGUUUUAGGAGCUGGUGGUGGUAUUGGUCAACCAUUAUCAUUAUUAUUAAAAUUAAAUCAUAAAGUUACCGAUUUAGCUUUAUAUGAUUUAAGAGGUGCCCCAGGUGUUGGAGCUGAUGUUUCUCAUGUUCCAACCAACUCAACUGUUAAAGGUUACGAACCAGAAAACUUACCAGAAGCUUUAAAAGGUUCUGAUGUUGUUGUUAUCCCAGCUGGUGUUCCAAGAAAACCAGGUAUGACUAGAGAUGAUUUAUUCAACACCAAUGCUUCAAUUGUUAGAGAUUUAGCUAAAGCUUGUGCUGAAAACUGUCCAGAUGCUGCUAUCUGUGUUAUUUCUAACCCAGUUAACUCAACUGUUCCAAUUGUUGCUGAAGUUUUCAAAUCAAAAGGUGUUUACAACCCAAAGAAAUUAUUCGGUGUUACUACUUUAGAUGUCUUAAGAGCUUCAAGAUUCGUUUCUGAAAUUGCCAACACUAACCCAGUUAAUGAAAAAAUUACUGUUGUUGGUGGUCACUCAGGUAUCACUAUUGUUCCAUUAUUAUCUCAAUCUAAACAUAAAGAUUUAGAUACUGAAACCAGAGAUGCUUUAAUUCAUAGAAUCCAAUUUGGUGGUGAUGAAGUUGUCCAAGCUAAAAAUGGUGCUGGUUCAGCUACUUUAUCAAUGGCUCAAGCCGGUGCUAGAUUUGCUGGUUCAGUCUUAGAUGGUUUAAGUGGUGAAACUGAUGUUAUUGAACCAUCAUUCGUUGAUUCUCCAUUAUUCAAAGAUGAAGGUAUUGAUUUCUUCUCAUCAAAAGUUACUUUAGGUGUUGAAGGUGUUAAAACCGUUCACCCAUUAGGUCAAUUAUCUGAACACGAAGAAGAAUUAGUUAGAUUAGCCAAAGAAACUUUAAUUAAAAACAUCCAAAAAGGUGUUGAAUUCGUUAAACAAAACCCAUAA